AUGGAAAUUUUGUGGAAGACGUUGACCUGGAUUUUGUGCUUAAACAUGGUUUUGUCAGAAUUUCACGGGGACAACAGGCUUUCAUAUAGUUCUCAAGAGGAAUUCCUGUCUUACCUUGAACACUACCAACUAACAAUCCCAGUAAGGGUUGAUCAUAAUGGAGCCUUCCUCAGCUUUACUGUGAAAAAUACUAAACUCUCCCGGAGAAAGAAGAGGAGUACUGAACAUUAUGACCAAGAACUGGCAGUAUCUAAAUUAUUUUUUAAACUUUCUGCCUAUGGCAAGCACUUUCAUUUAAACCUGACUCUCAACACAGAUCUGGUCUCCAAACACUUUACAGUAGAAUACUGGGGGAAAGACGGACCUCAGUGGAAGCAUGACUUUUUAGACAACUGUCAUUACAUGGGAUAUUUACAUGAUCAGCACAGUACGACUAAAGUAGCAUUAAGCAACUGCAAUGGUCUGCAUGGUGUUAUUGCUACAGAAGAUGAAGAGUAUUUUAUUGAGCCACUAAAAAACAUAACUGAAAAUUCCAAUCAUUUUAGUUAUGAAAGUGGACAUCCUCAUGUUAUUUAUAAAAAGUCUGCCAUGUAUCACCGACUCUUCUAUGAUCAUACCUAUUGUGGUGUUUCAGACCUCACAGGAAGCAAUAAACUUUUGUGGAUGAACAAUACCUUUGGUAUUCCAACUUCACGUCCAAUUAAUCACUCAUUAAGUAGUCCUCAGCGGCAGAAGAGAUCAGUAAGCACUGAACGUUUUGUGGAGACGCUGGUAGUAGCUGACAAAAUGAUGGUGGGAUACCAUGGUCGCAAAGAUAUCGAACAUUACAUUUUGAGUGUCAUGAAUAUUGUUGCCAAACUUUAUCGCGAUUCCAGCCUAGGAAACGUUGUGAAUAUUAUAGUGACUCGUUUAAUUGUCCUCACAGAAGAUCAGCCAAACUUGGAGAUAAAUCACCAUGCAGACAAGUCCCUUGAUAGCUUCUGUAAGUGGCAGAAAUCCAUUCUCUCUCACCAAAGUGAUGGAAACACCAUUCCAGAAAAUGGAAUUGCCCACCAUGAUAAUGCGGUCCUUAUUACUAGAUACGAUAUCUGCACAUAUAAAAACAAGCCUUGUGGAACAUUGGGCUUGGCCUCUGUCGCUGGAAUGUGCGAGCCUGAAAGGAGCUGUAGCAUUAAUGAAGAUAUUGGCCUAGGUUCAGCUUUUACCAUCGCACAUGAGAUUGGUCACAAUUUUGGUAUGAACCAUGAUGGAAUUGGAAAUUCUUGUGGGACCAAAGGUCAUGAAGCAGCAAAACUUAUGGCAGCUCACAUUACAGCAAACACCAACCCCUUCUCAUGGUCAGCCUGCAGCAGGGAUUAUAUCACCAGUUUUUUAGAUUCAGGUCGUGGUACCUGCCUUGACAAUGAGCCUCCCAAGCGUGACUUUCUUUAUCCUGCUGUGGCCCCAGGUCAGGUGUAUGAUGCUGAUGAACAGUGUCGUUUCCAGUAUGGAGCAACAUCCCGUCAGUGUAAAUAUGGGGAAGUGUGUAGAGAGCUUUGGUGUCUAAGCAAAAGUAACCGCUGUGUUACCAACAGUAUUCCAGCAGCUGAAGGUACCCUUUGCCAGACUGGAAGCAUUGAAAAGGGGUGGUGUUAUCAGGGAGAAUGCGUACCUUUUGGCACUUGGCCCCAGAGCAUAGAUGGGGGUUGGGGUCCCUGGUCAAUAUGGGGAGAGUGCAGCAGGACCUGCGGGGGAGGAGUCUCAUCAUCCAUAAGACACUGUGACAGUCCAGCACCUUCAGGUGGAGGAAAAUAUUGCCUUGGAGAAAGGAAAAGAUACCGAUCCUGUAAUACUGAUCCGUGUCCUUUUGGGGCCCGUGAUUUUCGAGAGAAGCAGUGUGCAGACUUUGACAAUAUGCCAUUCCGAGGAAAAUAUUACAACUGGAAGCCCUAUACAGGAGGUGGGGUUAAGCCAUGUGCACUAAACUGCUUAGCAGAAGGUUACAAUUUUUACACUGAACGUGCCCCUGCAGUUAUUGAUGGAACACAGUGCAAUGCAGAUUCUUUGGAUAUUUGUAUCAAUGGCGAAUGCAAGCAUGUUGGAUGUGACAAUAUUUUGGGAUCUGAUGCUAAAGAAGACAGGUGCCGGGUGUGUGGAGGAGAUGGAAGUACAUGUGAAUCUAUUGAAGGCUUUUUCAAUGAUACAUUGCCAAGAGGAGGCUACAUGGAAGUAGUUCAAAUUCCAAAGGGUUCAGUUCACAUUGAAAUCAAAGAAGUAGCAGUGUCAAAGAACUACAUUGCUUUAAAAUCAGAAGAGGAUGACUAUUAUAUUAAUGGUGCCUGGACUAUUGACUGGCCUAGAAAAUUCGAUGUUGCUGGAACAGCUUUCCAUUACAAGAGACCAGCAGACGAACCAGAAUCUUUGGAAGCUUUAGGACCCAUCUCAGAAAACCUCAUAGUCAUGAUUUUACUACAGGAGCAGAACCUGGGGAUAAGGUAUAAAUUCAAUGUUCCCAUCUCUCGCACUGGCAGUGGUGACAAUGAAGUCAGUUUUGCAUGGAAUCACCUACCUUGGUCAGAAUGUUCUGCUACUUGUGCUGGAGGUACACAGAAACAAGAAGUAGUAUGCAAGAGGCUGGAUGACAGUUCUGUAGUUCAGAACAACUACUGUGAUCCUGACAGUAAACCACCAGAAAAUCAAAGAGCCUGUAACUCUGAGCCUUGCCCGCCUGAAUGGUUUAUAGGAGAUUGGUCAGAAUGCAGUAAAACCUGUGAUGGUGGAAUAAGAAUGCGAACAGUUCUGUGUAUCAGGAAAAUUGGACCUUCUGAAGAGGAGUCCCUGGACAGCAGUCAUUGCCUAACAUAUCGACCUAUUGAAAAAGAAUCUUGUAACAACCAGUCUUGUCCUCCACAGUGGGUUGCUUUGGAUUGGUCAGAAUGUACUCCAAAAUGUGGUCCUGGUUUCAAGCACCGUAUCGUUCUCUGCAAAAGCAGUGAUCUUUUGAAAACAUUUUCAGUUGCACAUUGCCAGGAAGAAAACAAACCACCAGUUCGUAUGCGCUGUAGCUUGGGCAGAUGUCCCCCUCCACGAUGGGUUACUGGAGACUGGGGGCAGUGUUCAGCACAAUGUGGCCUUGGACAACAGAUGAGAACAGUGCAGUGUCUUUCAUAUACUGGGCAAGCAUCCAGCGACUGUCCAGAUACUGUCCGACCUCCAUCAAUGCAACAGUGUGAAAGCAAAUGUGACAGUACUCCUAUUUCCAACACGGAAGAAUGCAAAGAUGUGAACAAAGUGGCUUAUUGCCCACUGGUACUGAAGUUCAAGUUCUGCAGUCGAGCAUACUUCAGACAGAUGUGCUGCAAGACCUGCCAAGGACAUUGA
This is a messenger RNA of Gekko japonicus, 3360 nucleotides long. It is a transcript of the gene ADAMTS6, whose product is annotated as ADAM metallopeptidase with thrombospondin type 1 motif 6. Gene Ontology annotation, biological process: extracellular matrix organization; proteolysis. The record is from RefSeq and is a predicted model, not a curated record. The transcript is spliced from 24 exons. NCBI's taxonomy places the organism in Eukaryota, Metazoa, Chordata, Lepidosauria, Squamata, Gekkonidae. Gene Ontology annotation, molecular function: metalloendopeptidase activity. Bases 1 to 3360 code for a protein of 1119 amino acids. Gene Ontology annotation, cellular component: extracellular matrix.